Molecule: messenger RNA, 2124 nt
Organism: Polypterus senegalus (gray bichir)
Lineage: Eukaryota; Metazoa; Chordata; Cladistia; Polypteriformes; Polypteridae
Product: constitutive coactivator of peroxisome proliferator-activated receptor gamma-like
Exons: 3
Coding region: 793-1872 (359 amino acids)
Cellular component (GO): nucleus
Source: RefSeq, a predicted model, not a curated record
UAGAGUGGCUAAAGAACAAAACCAUUAAUACUUUACAGUGGCUUGGUUAAAGUACUGAUCUCAAACCAACUAAAAAUUUCUGGUACGAUUUUAAAAAUAGUGUACAAGUGUCAUGUGGCCAGCUUGAGCAAACUGAUGCAUAUCCUGGGUGAAUAGGUAAGAAUCCCUCAAACAGCUUUUGAAUAUGAAAAAUGAUGCUAAUCUCAAAAGAUUUAGUUAUUUCCUUGAAAAUCGCUUUUCAAAAUAUUAAUGUGUGGGGAAUGAAUGCUUAUGCAAACAAUUUUUCCUUUCCUUCUUUAGAAUUCUUUUGUAAUAUCAAAUAAUAUCACAUUAUUAUAAUAGUAAGUUUGAGUUUCAGAUCUUUUAUUACAGAGAGCAAAAUAUCUUGAUAGUAUUCAAAAUUCAUCAGAUUUAGAGAUCUGUUCCAGUGUCUUAAUUUUUUUGCAGGCACUGUAAAUGCUCUCACCUACUAGUAUAUUAUUAUUGUAAUAUUUUCCAUCUUUUUAUUUUUCUUAAAGGAGGAAAUUAAGUUUUCCUCUCAUUCACACCCCAGUACACCAAUCCACAUGAGAUUGCCUAUACAGUAUGAAUGUUGUGUAUAAUUGAAAAGAGUAUGGGGCUUAAAACUAAUUUUGUCUUUAAACAAAAAAAGCAUGCUUUGAUAAUUGUCAUUGAAAUAAAUUUGUUUUCAGUCUGAUACAUGUUCUGUUUCUUCUGUAUUAGAUCUAAACUCUAAAAAUUCAGAGUCAUCUGCUGUCUUCUACUGGGAUACUAUUAUAAGUAUUGGAGAUAAUGAGAUAUUAUAAAGGUGCUGCGAUGGGAGUGAAAGGCCUUCAGUGGUUUGUAGAAAAUGUACGGCCAGAAGUCUGUGUAGAAGUGAACCUAAAAGAAAUAGCCAAGCAGAUUCACCAGGAGCAUCCAGAGCGCACUCCAACAAUUGUGGUUGAUGCUAUGUCUUGUUUAAAGUAUUGGUACACUGCUGAUGCUUGGGUACAUGGUGGACAAUGGAAAGAAUAUCUUCACAGUAUAGAAAGCUUCAUAGAAGCUUUCACAUCUGUUGGCAUUAAAUUGGUAUUUUUCUUUGAUGGAGUUGUUGAACAGAAGAAAAGGGCAGAGUGGGUGAGACGUAGAUUGGAGAACAACAGACAAAUCGAUAAAAUUUUUCAGCAGAUUAAGACUUCUGGACAACAACCGGCAAAAGAAAUGUUCUUCAUUCCCUCUGGUCUUGCUACAUUCUCUCGAUUUGCUUUGAAAUCACUUGGUGUUGAAACAUGGUGUUCAUUGCAAGAGGCAGAUUAUGAAAUCGCCAAAUAUGGACUACUUAAUAACUGCUUGGGUAUUCUUGGACAAGAUUCGGACUACAUUAUAUAUGAUACUGCACCAUACCUAUCCAUUAAUAAGCUGCAACUUAUCAGUAUGACAACUGUUCUUUACUCAAGAGAAAAUCUCUGUCGUUCUCUGGGACUUAAUAAAUGUGACCUCCCGCUAUUGGCCUGCAUUCUUGGUAAUGACAUUGUGUCAGUGAAUUCUUUACAAAAUCUUCGUAAAAAAUGUAUGGCUUUGUAUCAGCGAAAGCAAAAUAUGUUGCCACAACGAAGUGAUACAGUGUUAGCAGUGGCACGAUAUAUUUCAGAAUGUUUGUGCUCAAGUGACAGAAUCAAAGGAUUGGCCAGACUACCAAUCUCUGAAGAAGUCCGAAAUUUACUAGAAAGAGGAAUUCAUUCUUAUCUUCUUCCAACACAGCAAUCUCCAUGGAUUAUUUCUAAAAAGGAUAACCUAUCAGAUAUUCCUCCAUGUGUCAUGGAAAUCUGUGAGGAUGUCUUGAAGCUCUUCUGCUGUUUUGCUGUAUCAAUACUGGGAUAUUCUCAUUAAAAUUCUUACGCUAUCUUACCAAUUAGAAAUGUAGCACAUACUUCAGGCAAUGUAUGGAAUGGUGUUUUGCAAAAGAAUUAUAAAGCCAUACGAAAACCUUCUGACAGCAAUAUUUUGAUGUAUAGUUAUUGCUUUUAGUUCAUUUGAAUGCAAAACAAAAUUAUACUUUUUGAUGAUGUCUAAGUUGCUUAUUUAGUCCACAUUUAUCAAUGUAUUAAAAAAAAAAAAAGACACGAGGGAGAGGUUAGGAGC